Messenger RNA from Scylla paramamosain (green mud crab), 1643 nucleotides. RefSeq names its product B-cell CLL/lymphoma 9-like protein. NCBI's taxonomy places the organism in Eukaryota, Metazoa, Arthropoda, Malacostraca, Decapoda, Portunidae. The coding region runs from base 408 to 1643 and encodes 411 amino acids. The transcript is spliced from 4 exons. The record is from RefSeq and is a predicted model, not a curated record.
GAAAAAAAAAGAAAAAAAAGUGAGAAAUUGGUAACGAGGAAAGAAAGAACCACAGAUAAAAAAAAUAAAAUAAAAUAAAAUAAAGAAAAAGCAAAGAAAAUUAAAACAAAAUAAAGACAAGAAGGAAAGAAAGAAAACAAAGAUAAUAAGAGAACAACAACAACAACAACAACAACAACAACAACAACAACAACAACAAAUAAAAAAAUAAUUAAUCCCGUGAAUUUUAGUGGAAAAAAUAAUAAGAAAAUAAACAAAAAAGAAAAAAAGAAAGAGCAAUUAAGAAAAUAAUCACUUAAAGGAAUUAACUCGCAACGUCUAAACAAAAGGUGGAGGCGGCCGGUUAUGCCCUUCUUGCACGGAGAUGAGACCCCAUCAGCUCUGCCAGGUGGGGUCGCGGCGGUGUGAUGGACUUCCAUGUGGCUGUACCCGGCCCCUUCACUUACCUGGUCCACGAGCACGCCCGCUCCAUCAUCGCCAUCCAGGAGCUGCAGCAGGAGGUGACGUCGCUGCUGGAGUUCCGUGACCAUGUGCUGGAGGCGCUGCCACACCUGCACCACACCCGCCCCUUCCACUCCCUCACGCCCGCCCCCACCCAUGACCCGCCGCCCGCGCCCCGCCCCGCCCCGCCCCCCACCACCCGGGCAGAGUCGUCGCCCUCCAAGGCCGCCCACGCCCCCCUGAGCGGCGGCGAGGGCGCGCGGCAGCCGCGGGCCAUCUCUGCGGGCGGGGGCGGCGGGGGCGGUGGCAACAGCAGCAGCAGCAGCACGGGCGGCAAGUCCCUGAGCGAGACGCACAGCAGCUCUGCGGUGGCGGACAGCGGCUUCAGCACGGACAAGGCGGGGGGCAGCAUGGGCAAGAGCUCCUCCUCCUCGGCGGGAGACCAUCUCUCAGGGGCCGACGACCCCCGCUGGACCUCCGUGGAGCCUGACCUGCCCCUGGGCUCCGCCGAGGACGAGUUGUGGCACCUGCUGGACGUCAUCCAGCGCAAGGGCACGCGCCUGCGCCACGAGCUGGAGCGCGCCGAGCGGUGCGAGAGAGACAGGCUGUCUGCGGGCCCGGCGGGAGGCGCGCAGGGGGCGCCGCACCACCACCACCACCACCACCACCCUGCUGCUCCCGCCUCAGACCCCUUGUCCUCGCCUCGCCACCCGCAUCCCGCCGCCGCCAGGGACUACUGGCCCCACUCCCUGCCGGGGCCCACCGCCGCGGACCUGCUGCCGCCCCCGCCGCCGCCGCCCCCAGUCGGCGUGGCCCUGGAGGCGGAGGCGUGGGCGGCGGUGGAUCGGCUACGGCAGGACCGCCAGUACUUGAUAGGGCGCGUGGGGUGGGCGGAGGCGGAGGCGGCGGCGUCCCAUCAGCGGCUAGUGGACCUGCACGGGCAGCUGCUGGCGCUGGCGGGGGACAAGCGGCGACUGGAGGAUCAGGUGCGCGCCCUCAGGCUGGACGCCGCGCGCCCCGAACCCCUGCUGCCCGCCGCCGCCGCUGCCGCCGCCGCCUCCUCCUCCAGCACCCUCAGUACGCAGGGCGGCGUACACACUGUGACCAUCGUGGCGGACCACGCCGCCACUACCACCACCACCACCACCAGCAGGGCCGCGACGCCCCUCCCCCGCCGUCACCGUCAGCGUGGCGGGCUCUGA